Molecule: messenger RNA, 810 nt
Organism: Cyprinus carpio (common carp)
Lineage: Eukaryota; Metazoa; Chordata; Actinopteri; Cypriniformes; Cyprinidae
Product: antigen WC1.1-like
Exons: 4
Source: RefSeq, a predicted model, not a curated record
GGGAGGCUGGAGGUUUUUCACAGCGGCUCAUGGGGGACAGUGUGUGAUGACUCCUGGGAUAUUAAAGAUGCCCAUGUUGUGUGCAGACAGCUGCAGUGUGGAGUGGCCCUCAGUAACCAGCAGGGACCAGCCGGGUUUGGUCCUGGUUCUGGACCCAUAUGGCUGGAUGAGGUGGAGUGUGAGGGGAAUGAGACUUCCCCUGUGGAGCUGCUCUUCUCCAGGCUGGGGAAACAUGACUGUCAACACAAGGAGGAUGUAGGAGUCGUUUGUCCAGAAUGGUCACAUUUUUUCAAAUUUUUGAUUUUAAAAUUUAAUUUUUUUAUGUUAGCGUUUAAAGAGAUCAGGUUAACUGAGGGCUGUGAAGGGAAUGUGGAGGUUUUCUACAAUGGAUCCUGGGGUAAUGUGUGUUUAAACCAGAUGGACAGAGACACAGUUAUUCUGAUCUGUCAAGAGCUGAACUGUGGAAGAUCUGGUGUUUUGUCUGAUUCUACAUCAAGACUGAAAUCAGCUCCUAACUGGCUGGAUAAAGUUACAUGUCGACCACAUGAUUCCUCUUUAUGGCAGUGUCCAUCUUCACUCUGGGGACAGAAUAAUUGUGGUGACGAUGAAGUGGCCAAAAUCAUCUGUUUAGAACGAGAGAGUCAUGAGUCUCCUCGAAGCUCUCUGACAUGCUCCACAUUCCCCAUCAUAGACAGUGUUUCGCUCUCUCUAAGAGGAGACACAGGACGACGACUGAGGCCGUUUUAUGAGGAGAUUCAGCACAGACCCACUAAACAGGGACACAGUCUCUUCACUGAGAGGGGUGAGUAA